This is a messenger RNA of Sphaerodactylus townsendi, 4135 nucleotides long. RefSeq names its product delta like non-canonical Notch ligand 2 (gene DLK2). Bases 1 to 1533 code for a protein of 510 amino acids. The transcript has 7 exons. Lineage: Eukaryota; Metazoa; Chordata; Lepidosauria; Squamata; Sphaerodactylidae. Gene Ontology annotation, biological process: heterophilic cell-cell adhesion; establishment or maintenance of epithelial cell apical/basal polarity. The record is from RefSeq and is a predicted model, not a curated record. Gene Ontology annotation, cellular component: plasma membrane; protein-containing complex. Gene Ontology annotation, molecular function: calcium ion binding.
AUGGAGAGGCGCCUCUCCUCCUGUCUCCCCCCCUCCGCCCCGUCCCCCGAGUCUGGGCUGCAGGAGUCGCAGCCACACGCAGCCCCUGGCAGCCGGCCUGAGCGUGCACGGCGGCAGCAGCAGCAGCCAGAGAAGCAGCCGGAGGAGCGGCGAGGCUCGCAGGCAGCUCCGCCGCGCCUCCCGAACCCCCCGUGCCCGGGCAGGGCAGGGCAGCAUGGCAGCCCCACUCCUCCUCCGCCGCCGCCGUUCCCCACGCUAGGCUGGGGGAGACCCCAGGAAGGCAGGCAGGCACGCCCCCAGGGGAGAGAAAGGAGCCGCCGCCGCUAUCGCCGAGGUGACUAUCUCGGUGGGGCCACGCUGACCAUGCUCAGGAGCUUCUGUCUUCAGCUCAUGUCCUUGCUUUGGAUCUUAGUGGCCCAUCACCAUUUUGUCCAAGGUGAUGACUGCACUGACCACUGUAACUUGGCCCAUGGCAGCUGCGAAGAGGACGGCAAAUGCGGGUGUGACCCAGGUUGGGAAGGGAAAUAUUGUGAACAGUGCGUGAGGAUGCUAGGCUGUAUCCAUGGAACAUGCCACCAGCCUUGGCAAUGCAUCUGUCAAAGUGGCUGGGCUGGCAAGUUCUGUGACAAAGAUGUGCAUAUCUGUGAGCACCAGACCCCCUGCCAGAAUGGAGCCCAGUGUGUCUAUGACCGAGAUGGGGAAUAUUCCUGCCUGUGCCUUGAAGGAUUCCAUGGAAAGGACUGCGAGCUGAAGACUGGGCCGUGUGAAAAGGCAGGAUUUCCAUGCAAGAACGGUGGACUGUGCCAGGACAACAAUGGCUUUGCUAGCAACUACACCUGCAAGUGCCUGGCAGGAUUCAUUGGUUCACAUUGUGAAAUUGAUGUUGAUGACUGUCUGAUGCGUCCCUGUGCCAAUGGUGCCACUUGCCUUGAUGGCGUGAACCGCUUCUCCUGCCAGUGCCAGGCAGGCUUUGAAGGACGUUUCUGCACCAUCAACAUUGACGAUUGUGCCAGCCAGCCAUGCAGAAACAGGGCAAAGUGUUAUGAUCGCAUCAACGAUUUUGAUUGCUUGUGUCCUGAUGGAUUUGUUGGCAAAUCUUGUGAGCUGCCAGCUCUGGAACCAACCUGGGUCACCACUUUUCAGCCUGAUCACAACAGUGUUGUGAAAAGCACACCCGGCGGUGACAUUUGGAUGACCCAAUCUGAGCCAGUUAGAAUUGUGGUUACUGGGAAACGGAUAACUAACAACAGUGAAAAACCAAAUGCAGGAGGGUUGCUAAUCUCUGUGAAAGAAGUGGUGACGCAGCAGGAGUCUGGGUUGAGUCAGUCCCAGCUGAUUUUAGUGCUGGUGUUUGGGCUGCUCACUGUCGUGCUGGUCUUGGUAACUGUUUUGUUGCUGGUGAAGAACUGGCAGCGGGGGCGCCGGAGGUCCCAAAGCCCCACACAGUCUGCACGGAAACUUCAGGACCAAGAGUGUCAAGUGGGAAUGUUAAGCACGGUUUUGAUGGAACCCAGAAAAACAACAGAGCUGUAAGGACCCAGAGUUGGACUCUGGCCAACCUACAUAAACCCAUCAAUGAAUCCUUCGAACCAUGUCCUGGAGCUGUUCUGGCUGCGUGUCUCCAAACUACUGAAGGGCUCCAGUAGAACUUAAGUCUGUGAAACAGCAGGAAGGAGGAUUCCUACAAGGUUGCAAAUCCUUGUUUGAAAGUGAGAGUCCUUGAAUGUGUGCAGCUUAAGGCACUAAUGUGGUGAUACCAACUUACCAAGAGAGCCAAAGGAGAUGCUGGGUCAUGAUAACCUGGUAUUAGAAACAGCAAGCAAGGUGGAUGUAUUCCGUCCCACGUGCACUAAAGGGAGAAACGAGGCCAAGUACGCCAGAGCAGGUUGUAGGAGCCAAAACUCCAUUAGGCCUGUGGGCAUCUGGUAAUUCUGUCAUUGGAACUGUCCUGUGACCUAUCUAUUUAACCAAGAGGACUUGGACUCUGUUUGAUGCAUAGCCCACUGCUGGAGCUCUGGCACAGACAAUCUGAGAUUCCUGUUCUGGGUAGAAGUUUUCAGUCCUUUUCAAGUACCACAAGCUCACCCUAAGGGCCUUGUAGUAGUGCAAGCUGGUUUGCUGACUGCACUGAUGAUGCUGGCUCAUAUCUUGCCCAUUCUACUCCACACCAUGUCCUUUUUCCAUGUGGUUGCAAAUGUUUGGUACCUCUACAACUAGCGGCAUGUCUUAUCCUGUCUUUUAUCAAACCAUCUCAGCAGGUUUGUUAGUGAUUUCAUACCACACUACUUCAUUACACCAGCACCUCAAUAUCUCAGCUGUGGUGCCAGGGAGAGGCAAAAGCAGACACGAAGCCUUUGUCCCUCUCAACUGACCUGGUUCUUCCCAGUUAUCAGAAUGGAAAUGUAUGUGUAUGAAGCUGGAAAUUGUGGCUUGGCAUAAUAAGUAAUGAUCCCAGUUUCAUAGCCUAAUGUGCUAUGCAAGAACUAACACGCAAGUGACUUAGGAAACAACAUAAUAGCACUUUCAGUACCACCUGAGGAAUUCUAGUUUCCACAAACAGAAGCAAGAUUCAGGUUAACUCCAGCUCCUGUGGCAGCUGUUAUGGAGACAGAAUAAUGUUCAGCUAUGCUGUGUUUUGGAGGAGAAAUGUUUUUUCAGGAGAUCAGACAAGCACCAUGAAACGUGCCCCUCCCAAUCUUCCAUUUGUGUGUGUGUGUGCUAUUCGUGCUUGUUUGUAGACAUUGUUUUCCUCCAUCAGCUGCUGCUUCAACUUUUCUUUCAUUGUAUUGUAGUGAGCAUGAUAUUGUCACAGGCUGAAUUUGAUUGAGUUACAUGGUGAUGGCAAUGAUAACCAAGAAAACAAAAUCAUCCCAACUGUGAAGCACAAGUCCCGCUGAGCCAGACUGCGCAUUCGAUGCACACUGGAAUGCAUAUCUAAUGCAAAACAGUGUAGCUUGGAUGGACGUUGGCAUUUGGAUUCACAUUCUGAGUAUGGACAUUGUCCGCCCAUAGUAUAUUGCUUUCUGUUGGCCCUCAACCCCAAGCAGGUGGUCAGAUUAGGUACAAAUGUGCAUAUGGGAUAGAAUUGGGAGUGCAGCUGCUGAUACUGCUUGGGAAUACCAACUGCACAGGUCUCCAUGCAUGUAACUUGAUAAGCAUAGGGUCUAAACAUGCAAUCUGUAUCCUGCAAAAAUAGACUGUAUAGAUUGCACAUUCAGAGCCUAUACUCCCUGAGGUAUGGCUAGACCCCCAGAACAGAAGUUAUAAUCAGUGUACAGAGGUUGGGGAUUGAGUCAGCACCUGCAAUCCCAAACCCCGUGACCUCCAUGAGUAUAUUCUGUCCAGUUUGACUAUCUCACAGGGCACUUGGCUCCAAAGGUUUUUCUGGGAUGAACAAAGCUGGAUGUGGAGCUUCAAAUUAUUGCCAUAGCACGUCAAAAUGGAAUAUUGGGUCCAGUAGGCAAUGAAGCCAAAUUCCUUCUCUCCCCAUAACCUGUUUUGUUUUCUUUUGAACCCCUCUGAAUGGUCAGAGAAAAAAGACAGCUUUUUGAGUGGCAUGCAAAUAUAUAUGAAAUUUCCCCCUCAUUGCAGUUCAACUCUGGAAAGAUUACCUUGCUUUCAAAUCAACCAUAUAUCAUUAUGAAGCACAUUUUAUUGUUAAAGGUCAGUUGAGGGAGACCAUUUGGGUGGUAAGUAGAACCUGUGCUGUAGUAUUCAUUCAAUUUCAGAUUAUUCAGUCUCCAUGCUGGAAACAGAGGCCUCCUUUGGAAUAGGCUCUGAUUUAGGUCUUGUGUGUGGCAUAUUCUCAUUCACUAACACUCCUCUUUCCCCUCUGCCUGUGUGAGAAAUACAUGAGCACCCCACUUCCAUGGCCAAGGAACUACCAGAUAUGUGUUUGGAAAUAUGAGUUAAACAAAUAAAGGAGGAAAGAAGGGGUAGGGUGGGAUAGGGUGGGAAGUUGACCAGAAAGAUUAUUUUUGUAAUACACAGUUGAUGAACAAUGUAACUUUAUAAAAUAAAAAGUAAAAUACUAGAAUUACUGCCUUCCUGCCCACUCCUCUAGACUUGAACACCUUGAAAACAUCACUCUCUGCUUCUAAAUAGAGAGAAAUAAAGAGGCUUUGUCUUGGUUCCA